Molecule: messenger RNA, 2285 nt
Organism: Aspergillus steynii IBT 23096
Lineage: Eukaryota; Fungi; Ascomycota; Eurotiomycetes; Eurotiales; Aspergillaceae
Product: MFS transporter
Exons: 2
Coding region: 295-2130 (611 amino acids)
Biological process (GO): amino acid transmembrane export from vacuole
Molecular function (GO): transmembrane transporter activity
Source: RefSeq, a predicted model, not a curated record
CUUCUGCGUUCUUAUUGACAGCCACUGCCUUUUCCCCUACACAUAUAUAUCAGGCUGUGAAAUAACUUUCUGUCCUUCAAAAACCCACUUCCGGACAAAUGCAGAUUAUUUUCUGACUUGGUCGAUUGUCCUUUCCCUCAUACCAGGAAUCCUACCGAACUACCGACUCGACUGGCCUCUGCUCCACAGCCCUCCGCGGACGAAUCAGACGGAUAUUUCGGCAUUUCGACACAACGACCCAGAGUUGCGGCCUUUUUGAUAUGAAAGCGGAGCUUGACUAGAGCGGUUCUCAAUAUGUGGGAAGAUGAAAGCGUCGAAAUAAACUUGCGCCCUCGAUAUCCCGGCGAUGAUACACGACGUACGAGUAACAAAGAGCUUGCCGGGUGGCUCAGUUAUAGCUGGGCAGCUGAGGUUUUCGCGGUGUGCGCUAUGGGGUCGUUUCUUCCUAUUACUUUAGAGCAGAUGGCUCGUGACCGCGGUGUCCUUCUAUCCGACAAAGUGACUCCAUGUAGCGUGAACUGGAAAGUCCCUCAGCAGCCAUCAUUGCUUGACCCGUGGAGCUAUACUCUCAGUACUGAUGCGAGCGAGAGCCGCAAAAUCCCAAUUGCUGGUCAGUGCAUCGUAAGAAUUCUUGGUGUCGAGAUCAACACGGCAAGCUUUGCUAUGUACACAUUUUCUUUAAGUGUCUUCGUGCAGUCAAUGUUGAUCAUAUCUAUGUCGGGUGCUGCGGACCAUGGAAGCUAUCGCAAAACGCUUCUGGUUACGUUUGCUCUUAUUGGCUCUGUGACUACAAUGCUGUUUCUCGGGACUGUGCCAGAGCUUUACAUUCUUGGGGGUCUGUUCGGAGUAGUGGCAAACACUUGUUUUGGGGCAUCAUUCGUUCUUUUGAAUUCUUUUUUGCCCUUGCUAGUUCGCCAUCAUUCUUCUGUGCUUCGAACUGCUGAGGCCGAGGCUUCUUACGCCUCACCCGGAGAAGAUCGGCCUUUUCAGGAUAGCGAUUGUCAGAAUGUCACUGACGCGACCACUCCCCUUCUCCAACCUAGUCAGCCUGGCGUUGACACUAAUAGUUUGGAGGGUCACCACCCAGUACCCGCAGACACCUCGCAGGCACUAGAGCUCUCAACCAAGAUAUCUUCACAUGGGAUAGGGAUCGGAUAUAUUGGCUCUGUGAUAUUACAAUUGAUUUGCAUCCUCGUUGUUGUCGCCACAAAGCAAACCACCUUUUCGCUGCGUCUUGUCCUCUUUCUCAUUGGGCUUUGGUGGUUUCUUUUCACCAUUCCUGCCGGACUUUGGCUUCGUCCGCGCCCAGGACCACCUCUUCCUCAUGACGAAGGGAAGCACCAUCGCUCUUGGAUUGGCUACGUGGCCUUUGCCUGGAAGUCCCUUGGUCGCACUGCUAUGCGAACUCGACAUCUGAAAGACAUACUGUUGUUCCUAGCAGCUUGGUUCCUACUGAGCGAUGGAAUUGCUACAGUUAGUGGAACUGCUGUCCUUUUUGCCAAAACCCAGCUUGACAUGCAGCCUGCAGCACUGGGCAUGAUUAAUGUUGUGACAAUGGUUGCAGGGGUGUUUGGUGCUUUCUCCUGGGGCUAUAUAUCACGUCUGUUUGGCCUGCGUGCUUCUCAAACCAUAAUUGCAUGUAUAAUCUUGUUUGAAGUUGUGCCGCUCUAUGGUCUUUUGGGAUUUAUCCCGGCAAUCAAAAACUUGGGUUAUCUUGGCCUCCAGCAACCCUGGGAGAUGUUUCCCCUCGGUGUAGUUUAUGGCCUUGUUAUGGGUGGCUUGUCGUCAUAUUGUCGAAGUUUCUUUGGAGAGCUCAUCCCCCCUGGCUACGAGACAGCAUUCUUUGCUCUUUAUGCUAUCACCGACAAGGGCUCUAGUAUUUUUGGGCCCGCUAUCGUGGGAAUCAUCACCGACCGGUACGGUGAGAUCCGGCCUGCAUUCGUCUUCCUUGCAAUCUUGAUUUUGCUCCCACUGCCGUUAAUGCUCCUAGUUGACGUCGAUCGAGGUAAACGAGAUGCCUAUGCACUUUCUGCGGAACUAGAGGGCCACUCCACACCGGACACACCUUGCUAUGGCACAAUCCCACAAGGUCAAUCAGAUAAUGGAGAGGCUAUGACACACGCCGAGUAAUGGAAACGGGGGAAACAUGUCCACAUGAUCAUCAUCCAUAGUCUGUUCACCGUGACUGUCCCUUGGUAGAAACCUCUGUAGUGAAUAGCCAUCAGGACACGUUGCCUAUCAUGAGUCCCUCUGCAUGUAUGCUGUUUCUUGCUAGUCGAACUGCU